This is a messenger RNA of Thamnophis sirtalis, 543 nucleotides long. Lineage: Eukaryota; Metazoa; Chordata; Lepidosauria; Squamata; Natricidae. The record is from RefSeq and is a predicted model, not a curated record.
AUGGCAGCGCCCAGAGGCAACAGGAGACUGGCAGGACACAGGCACUUUGACAGAGGGAUUAACGAUUGGCUGUGCAAAUACGUCUACGAUUACAUUGGGAAGGAUCACGACAACAUCUUCAAGGAGCUCUUGGCCACCAUCUCCACGUUUCUCAUUACCACCCUCUGGCUGGGGCCUUGCGAAAUUGUCUACAUAUGGUCCAUUUGCAACUGCUUCGGCCUCAACUUUGAGUUGUGGGUGCAACAGUUCUUCCAGCUGAGGCCGUUUGCAGAGAAAGAGGCCAACAUGUCUGAGGCAACUUCUCGGAGAAUCAGAAGCAUCUUUGGGGCAGCCAAUUUCUGGGCAAUUGUUUUCUAUAACAUCCUUGCCCUGAAUAGUCUGGAGUUUGCCCUUCUUCUUGCCAAGAGGAUCUUCCUAACUGGUUUUCCUCUUAGCACCUUCUCCAUCUGGUUCAUCACAUACUGUGGUGUGCAACUGAUCAAAGAAAGGGAGCGGAUCCUGGCUAUCAGAGAGGAGGAGAAAGACAAGGAAAAGGCAGAAUAA